Messenger RNA from Meira miltonrushii, 2829 nucleotides. RefSeq lists its product as uncharacterized. Gene Ontology annotation, cellular component: nucleolus; nuclear exosome (RNase complex). Gene Ontology annotation, molecular function: nucleotide binding; 3'-5'-RNA exonuclease activity; nucleic acid binding. The transcript has a single exon. The coding region runs from base 37 to 2769 and encodes 910 amino acids. Gene Ontology annotation, biological process: nuclear polyadenylation-dependent snRNA catabolic process; poly(A)-dependent snoRNA 3'-end processing; exonucleolytic trimming to generate mature 3'-end of 5.8S rRNA from tricistronic rRNA transcript (SSU-rRNA, 5.8S rRNA, LSU-rRNA). Lineage: Eukaryota; Fungi; Basidiomycota; Exobasidiomycetes; Exobasidiales; Brachybasidiaceae. The record is from RefSeq and is a predicted model, not a curated record.
UCCUAUUUGACAAUUUUGACAAACAAAAAAGUGGUCAUGACAUCCCCUCCAGAUCCAUCGACUUCAACAUUGUCAUAUUUGCAACAUCUUCAAGGACGUGUUCAUCCUCUAACACAAGCAGCUGCUCAAAUACCCAAUCCAUCCGACCUUUCCUUUCAUCGAUCAUUGGACAAGCAAUUGACUAAAGAUCUGAAUGAAACCAAGAAUGAACUCGUAUCAACAAUUCAGUCUUUGCUGUCAUGCAUCGAUACUGCAUAUGCUGGGCCCCAAGAAGAUGGAAUGAAGGUGAACAUUGAUGACCUUGUGGAUGCAAAUGCAUUCGAACGAAAUCUGGGUGAUACAAUCGAUACACUACUGGAGAGAACAGAUAUGCGACUGGACGAGUAUCAGGGCAAGAUUCCGAUUCAACAAAACUCAAAGAGAGCUUCUUCUUCCCUUCGUAAUGGCAAAGCACAAGAUUCUACAUCAGCAAACCCUGAUUCAACAAUACCCGUGCUGGGUCCACUACCUUCUCAUAUCCUGAAUGCGCCUAUCAAACCGCUACCUCAAACAAAGUUCAGCGUAAAGCCAGACAAUUCCCGAAGUACGAUCUGGAAGCAUUCAUUGACACAAAAACCACAUGCACAAGUACCUUUGACAUGGAGAGCACCAUCAUUGGAAGGAGAGGAAGAGGCAGCCAGAUCUGCAGGAAUACGACAAGGGAUGUAUUGUGCUGAAGGAGAUCCUCGAUUUAACCCAUACUACCUGGAAAUCAACAGCUUUGCACCUCCAUCGCAUGCGCUGCAAGUGCCUACAUUAGAGAAUCUUGUCGCGCCGCCACCACUGAUAAAAGAUGAGCCGGAAGCAGGUCCGAUACCGUUCAUUUGGGUCAACGACCAGAAAUCGUUCGAUUACCUCUAUGAUCACUUGAUGGAAGAAAGGGUCAAAGAGAUUGCAGUAGAUGUGGAACAUCACCAAUAUCGCUCCUAUCAAGGUUUGGUUUGUUUGGUGCAAAUUUCGACUAGAUGGAAGGAUUUCAUUAUCGAUGCCCUAAGUCCGGUCAUCCGUCAAAUCUCUACCAAACUGAAUGAUGCAUUUGCAGAUCCAGCCAAAGUGAAGAUCUUGCAUGGAGCAGAACACGACGUCCUCUGGCUUCAAAGAGAUCUCGGACUGUAUCUGGUGGGUUUAUUCGAUACGUAUCAUGCUACAAAUGUGCUUCAGUUCCCGCAACAUGGAUUGGCAUACUUGUUGAGCAGGUAUAUCGAUUUUGUGGCAGAUAAACGAUACCAACGAGCCGAUUGGCGUAUUCGACCUUUACCAAAAGAGAUGAUGUAUUACGCCCGAAGUGAUACACAUACACUUGUGCACAUUUAUGACUGCUUACGAUUCGAGAUUGAAAAGCAACAAGGAUCCGUUGGCAUUCGUACGGUCUUUGAGCUAAGCAAAAGGACUGCUCAAAAGACGUACGCCAAAGAACAAUGGAAUGAUUCGAAUGACAGUAGGGAAGGAUGGAGAAAUUCGUGGAGACAAUUAGGUGGAAUUGAAGCUUUGGACACGGAUGCACGUUGGGAUCGAGAAGGUAUCACUGGAUUGACACAAACGGAGCGUUUAUUUAGGGCAUUGCACAAUUGGAGAGAUGAAGUGGCGAGAUUGGAAGAUGAAAGUCCGAAAUUCAUUUUAGGUUCGCAUAAUCUACUCAACCUUGCUUCUCGUGCUCCGCAAAAGUCAGAAAGCGUUCUGGCAAUCGUUGGUCAAAGCUUCAAGAGACGUGUUCCCGAUCUGUUGAAUUUGAUCUCUGCAGAAAUUAUCGCUUUUGAAAGAGCACAAGCUGACAAGGCUGCAAAGCAGAAGGAGCUAUUGGAAAGUGCUGCAUCUGGGAAUGCAUUGGAUGAUGAAGAGAUGGGAGAAGUUGUCCACCGUGAUGCAGAUGUUGGAAGGUUGAAGGAAAUGCUACUCUGGCCGACCAACGAGACAAGAAAUACGCUGAGUGCACCCACACCAUCCUCAUCUUCUUUGGCAUCAAUGCUUUUCAAGACGAAUGCCAAUCAGAAUGAGUCGGGUGUCGGCGCAGCUGCGACAAAAAUGGCAAAAUCUCUUUUUGCACCAGCAUCAACCGUUGCCGCUAGUCAACAACUGCUGCAAGGCAUUCGAUCGGAUCUGACAUCGGCUUUGGGAAGCUUAUUGACAGGUGACCAAAGUGCUACGAUGUCGAACGAUGACACAGAGGUGCGAGGAAAGAAAAUUGCAGAGGCUGUUGCAGAACCGCCAAAGGUGCAGCAAGAUACAGAAUCUGAAAACAAGAAGACGGAUGCGGUUGCAGAACAAGAUGUAUCAGAUACCGUAAUGGAUGAUGGAGUUUUGCGUAACGUGCGCAAGACGAAGGGCAAGAAGAGCUCUGGAAAAGCGUCUUCAUCCAACAAUGCUCGCAAUGCUGAUGACGUUCCAUCAGAUGAUACCCCAGCCCAAUCUGUCCCAUCUUCUGAAGGUGAGGAAAAGAAGCAGAAGAAGAGAAAGUGGACAAAAGAGGAGAAAGCACAACGCAAGCGUCAACAAGAAGAUGCCUUAUCAAAUGUGGAACCAUUCGAUUAUACAACAGCGAAUUCCGUCUUGGAUGCAAAGUCGGCCACUCCGACAAAUACAUCCAGACAGCAAAAACCCAGUAAGAAGAAAGGUGAAGGCAAAAGCGCAAACAAUUCCCCGGCAAACAAUAAAGGACGUUAUGCAAACGUACCUGUUGGUCGCGAUCGACGUGAACAAGCAGGUGGAAAGAGCAUGACAUUUUCUCGUUAAGCAGCAUUUUCAUCUUGUUAUAUUAUCACAUUGUACAAUUUAUACAUCCAUUCAAUGAAC